UUAGACCCGACUUUCAGUCGUCGCCCAUUUCCGUAAUUUUCCGGCCCAGGAAGACUUCAGUAGACGGCUGCGAGAAAACCGUCAGAUCCAACACUUGAAUCUGCUUGAAUACAAUGUUGCUGCUCGCAAGCAGUGCCCGCUGCUGGGUGGCCAGCUUACCGCAUUGGUACCAGAAUAAUAACUUCUUGUUAAUAAUAACUUCAAUGUACAGGAUCUCAAGACAUUGUGGUUUUAACUGCUUCUUUUCAAAAUGACUAAUAACAUUUUGCUCGGCCACGUGACGUGCGGCCCGAACUAAGAGGUCCGUGUGGUAAAUGUUUUCCCAUACGGCCCUCCCACUCGGUCAAAUAACGUUCAAUGACGUGAUUGUUUAAGUAAUUCUGGAGCAGGUUAGAACCAGUAUAUAAAUUGAAUCCGUAUGGCCAUGCAUAUGUCAAGCUGCCAGACAGAAUAGAUAACAAUAUCACUGUACGCUAGUCUUUUUGGAAGGGCUGGGAGAGAUUUAUUUUUGUGAACAAAAUUGAUCUCGGUGUAGGUUCUAAUUUUUCUAAGUUAGCCCCGUGAUUUUGUCUACCCUGUAUUCACACUGUGAAAAAUUGUCAUUAGUUCGACUCCUACUCGGUAAUGCUUCAGUUUCUCCGGCUAUUUUUGUAACUGUUUUCUUUCCAUUACACGAAUAAGAGCCGACGUCAAUUUGCCGCGCAGGCUGUUUAUAAUAGACCAUUUCUCCACUUGUAAAUGUGCAAAUUAAAAGGGCCUUCCCUGCUGGGACGAAACUAUAGCAAUAAACAUGGGACAAAAUCUAUAAAUAAAUAAUAGCGAAAAGAUACAAAAGAAUAAUGAAAUAUUUGAAGCUUCAAUUUAUCAUCACGCCAUCACCUGACUGGGUUUAAACAGGUGUCUGCGGGUAGUCUUGGACGAAUGCGCUUUGUUAUUUAAUUAAAAUUAGAACGACGCCUGGCGGAAAUUGAAAUUUUUCGAGAAGUCAAAAAUAAUCGGUAAGUUUCAACACUGGGAAAGGUCACCUAAUUGAAAUCUGCUGUUGUGGAGUGUCUUGCUUCGAAAUCUGCAAUUGUGAACAGUUUAAUUUCGCGUUUAUGGCAUCGCGAAGGUUUAUAUCAGAGUUACUGCCAAGAUGUUUCUGUCUCAGCGAACGAUACGAAAGUGUUUGGCGUUAGCGUGCGUCUUGUUAUCUCUCUUGACCCUCUUCAGUUACCGGCUGUUAUCGUCUCCGUGUGAGUGUCCGAAUGAAAAAGACAAGGAUUCUGCCACUGUAUCAACAGUCGCUAAUGGUCCGGCUUCUCGAUCUCAAGAACACGUGGACCGUUUUACACCGUUUAUAUUUGUCGGUGGGUUCCCAAGAAGCGGAACGACUCUCAUGCGGGCCAUGCUUGAUGCACAUCCCGACAUCAGAUGCGGGCAAGAAACCCGAGUGAUCCCGAAAAUCCUGCUUAAUCUUCCAAAGAUAUUGAACCUUUUCAACGACAGGGAGAAGCGGCGAAGAGAAGAAGCAGGCGUGACACAAGAGCUGCUGGAUUCUGCGGUUGCGGGGCUUGUAGGGGAAAUCAUUGCCAAGCAUGGAGAACCCGCUCCUAGAUUGUGCAACAAAGAUCCCCUUACCUUCCGGAAUCUCAGUUAUUUAGCCAGAAUAUUUCCCAAGUCCAAGUUUAUUUUCAUGGUAAGAGACGGCCGCGCAGUCGUUCACUCGAUAAUGGAGAGGAAAAUUGUCAUCCGAGGGGUUGACAACCACCGUCCUGAAAUUUUGUUGAGAACUUGGAAUGAAGCUAUCAGAGAAAUGAAUGUUCAGUGUGCAAAGCUAGGGCAAGCAAGGUGCUUGAGAAUUCCUUAUGAACAUCUGGUGCUGCUCCCCUCAGAGAGCAUGAAGAUUGUCUUGGAAUUCAUUGAUGUUAGUUGGAAUGAUGCGGUAAUUCAUCAUGAAACUAAGAUAGGAAAACCUGGAGGGGUGAUACUUUCGAGCCUUGAGAAGUCAACAGAUCAAGUGAGGGAAGCUAUAAACUUAAAAGCAUUGUACAAGUGGUGUGAUAGGUUAUCACCAACUUUACUUGAAGACACUGGCAGAAUUGCUCCUGUCAUGAAAACACUGGGUUAUGAUGCUUGGAAGAAAUGGCCUGACUACCGCAAGAUGAACUCUAUUGUUACAAAAUUAUAUAAGAAAUACUUGUAAAGAAAUAGUUAUUGAUUGCUUGAGGUCAAACUUUUUUCAGUGGAUUAAAAGCUUUGAGUAGUAUUGCAAUGUAAUUAAAUUUUAAUAUAAAUUGAAUUGACUUUAUUCAUCAGGUAGCUUGUCAAAGGAUUCUAAAUGAUGUCCUUUUUUGUAGUUAUGCCGAGUUAUUUUUUUUUUUAGUUUAAAAAUAAAGAAGUUACAAGUAUUUUGUCUUGACUUUUCCUUUUUUUUUUAAUUCUCAAUUAACUUGUGCAAAACACUUUUCUUGAUAAUUAUUGAAUUUAAAUUUAAAUAUGAUUUUACGUUUAUAAGUACUGUCAAUAGUCAGAGUAUUAGACUAAGUACAAGAAUGUGAACAAAAAUAUCUUAAAAAGUUACGGUAACCUAAACACCAUUGCCUGUGUCAAGUAUAAGUCAAAUGGAAAGGUCCAUUUCGGUUUCUUCCGACCGGAAUAUUCGGGACCACCACUGGAGAUGAUCCAUUUUGACGGGUCCGACCGAAAUCUGCCUUUCCAUUUUCAGUUUCAUUGGAGGCUAUUCAUUGCCCUACUUCUCUUCACUUACGUGGGGAAUUCGUAAAAGGAAUAAAAAAUGGUAAGAGCCAUUGGUCUUGGUUGGCUCGGUUUGAUCGAAAAAUGUCGUUCCAUUUUCCUCAGGUAUUCUGACCGGUCGGUCCGACAUAAUGGAAAGCACCCCGGGUCUACUAGCCUACGUUGCAGGACGUUGCAGGUGUAAACGGGGAAGGUGUAGGGAGGCAAAAAUUAAAACGCGACUCCCCGCUAGGGUCAAUCUCGUUCCCAGAGCCUUCGUUACCCUUGUCCAGCGGAAUAGGAAAACAAGGGUAAUGAAGACGUCUGGGGACGAGAUUGCGCUAGGGUCCAUAGUCCAUGGGCCAGGACCCUGGAAAGAGCCAUUUGGUACCAAAACAAGGGACAAAUUCUAACACUUAUUUCUAACAACAUUGAUUCCUCUAGGUUAUACUGGUGUAUGAUAACCAUGCCAAAUGAGUAGCUUUACUAGGAUUAUCACGUGAUUAAAUGACGUCACUCGGUUUGGCUGAAUAAGCAGAAUUGGUAAAAAGAUGCCUAAUAGUUAAACGCAAACCUGAAAAUGUUACAUACAUUGAUUUUUGGUUAUUGCAAACUUCAAACGCAGUUUUCAGACCUAAUUCCAAUCACUUAUAUAU
Molecule: messenger RNA, 3371 nt
Organism: Orbicella faveolata
Lineage: Eukaryota; Metazoa; Cnidaria; Anthozoa; Scleractinia; Merulinidae
Product: protein-tyrosine sulfotransferase 1-like
Biological process (GO): peptidyl-tyrosine sulfation
Cellular component (GO): Golgi apparatus
Molecular function (GO): protein-tyrosine sulfotransferase activity
Source: RefSeq, a predicted model, not a curated record